AUGGGUAGCUGUUGUAGCUGUCCAGAUAAAGAAACUAUCCCAGAUAACCAACAAAACAGAUUUAAGGUUAUUAAUGUUGAUGAUGAUGGUAAUGAGCUUGGCUCUGGCAUAAUGGAAUUGACCGAAAAUGAUCUCAUCUUAUACACUCGCAAGCGAGAUUCUGUCAGAUGGCCUUACCUCUGCUUGCGACGCUAUGGAUACGAUUCAAACCUUUUUUCUUUUGAAAGUGGACGAAGGUGUCAGACUGGACAAGGAAUAUUUGCUUUUAAAUGUGCCCGCGCAGAAGAGCUCUUCAAUAUGCUUCAAGAGAUCAUGCAAAAUAAUAGCAUUAGCGUUGUGGAGGAGCCAGUAGUUGAGCGAAAUCCCCAGACUGAGUUGGAUGUUCCAAGAACCCCUCGCACACCAACCACCCCUGGAUUUAGUGGAUCAGGUGUUCCAAAUGGAUACCCUCGAUACCCAUCCGUUGGCGAAGCAUCCUCACACCCAUCAAGCAGGCAUCCGUCUGUGGGUAGCACACGCCUUCCAUCAGUUGGAGAAGAAUCUACACAUCCAUUACUUGUCCCAGAAGACCAUGUGCAUACAUAUGUUAAUACAUCUGGAGUACAGGAAGAUCAGAAACAGAGGCCAAAUGUUCCACCUGCCCAGGAGGUUCGUGUUUCCAGCCCUGAAGGAAUCCAUGGUCACGGUGAACCUCCUGUUCCUGAGAGAGAUCCACAAGUUAUUCUCGAGCCUGAUGGAGUGAAGUUUGUUUUAGGACCAACACCUGUUCAGAGACAGUUAAUAGAGAAAAAGAAACUGGAGACACUUGAGCAACACCAAGAUAGUGUAAACAAUGGUGAAAGCAGUUGUCCAAAUAAUACAGAGUGGGACACUGGUUAUGACAGCGAUGAACACAGAGAAACUCCUAGCAAUAAAAUGGUGUGUGAGAAUUUGAAUGGAUUAUCCAGUUUAUCAUCUGCAGUGCAAAGGGGACGCGUGGUACCACCCAUUUCCACAGAUAUCCAAAAUGUAAAUAACUCUGCGCAGAGGAGAACUGCCUUAAUAAACUAUGAAAACUUACCAUCCCUUCCUCCAGUCUGGGAAACACGGAAGCCCAGCAGGGAGGAAGAUGACUCUCUAGGACCAAAGACUCCAUCCUUAAACGGUUUUCAUAGUAACUUAGACCCAAUGCAUAAUUAUGUGAACACUGAAAAUGUAACGGUUCCAUUGAGUGCUCAUAAAGUAGAGUUUUCUAGACGUCGGGACUGCACACCAACAGUCUUCAAUUUUGAUAUAAGGCGCCCAAGUCUGGAACAAAGGCAGCUUAAUUACAUACAGGUCGAUUUGGAAGGUGGCAGUGACUCUGAUAAUCCCCAGACUCCAAAAACGCCAACCACUCCACUCCCACAAACACCUACGAGGCGUACAGAGCUUUAUGCUGUGAUAGAUAUUGAAAGGACUGCUGCCAUGUCAAACUUACAAAAAGCACUGCCGCGAGAUGAUGGUACGUCUAGAAAGACCAGGCAUAACAGUACUGACCUACCCAUGUGAGCUUUAAGCACAUAACUUCAUUUUGCACCUUUGUGAUAUUUCUUUUAAAAACAUUCACAAAAAAAAAAAAAA
Xenopus laevis (African clawed frog) is the source of this 1602-nucleotide messenger RNA. RefSeq names its product fibroblast growth factor receptor substrate 2 S homeolog (gene frs2.S). The record is from RefSeq and is marked provisional. Gene Ontology annotation, cellular component: membrane; plasma membrane; cell-cell junction. Gene Ontology annotation, molecular function: transmembrane receptor protein tyrosine kinase adaptor activity; fibroblast growth factor receptor binding. Gene Ontology annotation, biological process: fibroblast growth factor receptor signaling pathway; cell surface receptor protein tyrosine kinase signaling pathway. NCBI's taxonomy places the organism in Eukaryota, Metazoa, Chordata, Amphibia, Anura, Pipidae.